Molecule: messenger RNA, 2725 nt
Organism: Tripterygium wilfordii
Lineage: Eukaryota; Viridiplantae; Streptophyta; Magnoliopsida; Celastrales; Celastraceae
Product: protein HAPLESS 2
Exons: 18
Coding region: 697-2598 (633 amino acids)
Source: RefSeq, a predicted model, not a curated record
GCGAGGGGUCAUACAUGAAACCGACGGAGACACAAAGCAUUAACACAUACGGAGCGCAAGAAUCGACCGCCCGCAAGAAAUGAGAACCAAAACCCUAGAAAUGGCACAUUUGGUUGCUAUUUUGACUUGCGUUUUCAUCUUGCAGAGUAGUGUCGUUGCAGUUCAGAUUUUAUCGAAAUCGAAGCUUGAGAAGUGCGAGAAGGUAUCAGAUUCUGAUAGCCUCAAUUGCACUCGGAAAGUCGUCUUGAACAUGGCGGUUCCUAGUGGUUCUGUAAGCCUCUCCCCUUUUUCUUCUUCUUUUUUUAAAGGGGUUAGGGGUUUAACAAUGUUGUUCAUUUGCGUCCGCAGUGUGAUUUUUGUAUAGUUUGAUAUUGAUUUGGAGACCAGUCAUGCUAUUAUAGGGCAGUUUAAACAUUGUCUUCUGUGGAUACUUAAUUUGAAGAGAAAUUUCACAAUGUAGGGUAUUGAUGGAGUAAUGGUGGUUGCAUUGUUGUGAUGAUGAUGGAGGAAGUACCUAACUGCAACAGCAUGUUUCAACUUUGUUCAGAAGUUAUUUUCUGCAUUUUUAUUUUCCUAAUGAGUGUGAAUUUUCUUGGUAUGCCUUUAUUGCAUUUUUUUUAAUUAUUUAUAUAGAGUGGGGGAGAGGCCUCCAUAGUUGCAGAACUAGUGGAGGUGGAGGAGAAUUCAACCAGCAAGAUGCAAACGCUGCGAGUUCCACCUGUGAUAACAGUGAACAAAUCUGCCUCGUAUGCCCUCUAUGAGCUCAUGUAUAUCCGAGAUGUUCCAUAUAAGCCUCAAGAAUAUUAUGUUAAUACACGCAAAUGUGAGCCCGAUGCUGGUGCAGAUGUGGUGAAGACAUGUGAGAGGUUGCGAGACGAAAAUGGUGACAUUAUUGAGCACACUCAGCCAGUAUGUUGUCCUUGCGGGCCCCAGCGACGAGUACCUUCGUCAUGUGGAAACUUUUUUGAUAAGUUGAUGAAAGGCAAGGCCAAUACCGCUCAUUGUCUUCGAUUUCCUGGUGAUUGGUUUCAUGUUUAUGGUAUCGGACAACGAUCAAUAGGAUUUACAGUUCGGAUUGAGAUAAAAGUGGGAUCUAUGGUUUCGCAGGAAGUGAUUGUGGGCCCUGAAAAUAGAACAGCAAUAUCUAAGGAUCGAUUACUGAGGGUGAAUCUUAUUGGAGAUUUCGUUGGAUACACAAGCAUACCAUCAUUUGAGGAUUUCUAUCUAGUCAUUCCAAGGCAGGGUGGGCCUGGCCAACCACAGAAUUUGGGAACUAAUAUUUCUACGUGGAUGCUGCUUGAGAGAGUAAGAUUUACCUUAGAUGGUAUUGAAUGCAACAAAAUUGGAGUUAGCUACGAAGCUUUCAACGGGCAACCAAACUUCUGUUCUUCGCCAUUUUGGAGCUGCUUGCAUAAUCAGUUGUGGAAUUUCCAAGAUGCUGACCAGAACCGCAUAAGUAGGAAUCAGUUGCCGCUAUAUGGUUUGGAAGGAAGGUUUGAAAGAAUUAACCAACAUCCAGAUGCGGGGACUCAUUCUUUUUCGAUAGGAGUGACUGAAGUCCUUAAUACUAAUGUCUUGAUAGAACUAACUGCUGAUGAUAUAGAAUAUGUUUACCAGAGGAGUUCUGGAAAAAUCUUAAGUGUAACUAUCCCAACUUUUGAAGCCCUUACACAACUUGGAGUUGCUACAAUCACAACUAAGAAUACUGGUGAUGUGGAAGCAUCAUAUAGCUUAACGUUUGAUUGCUCAAAGGGCAUCGGCUUGAUGGAGGAACAGUUCUUCAUUAUGAAACCAAAAGAAAUUGCAAGUCGCUCAUUCAAACUUUACCCUUCAACUCAUCAGGCAGCGAAAUAUAUGUGCGCUGCUAUACUAAAGGAUGCUGAAUUUAGUGAAGUUGACAGAGCUGAGUGCCAAUUUUCUACCACAGCCACUGUUUAUGAUAAUGGGUCACAGAUGCCCUUUGAAGAGCCUGAGACAAGUAUGAGUGGUUUCUUUGAUUCUAUUGAAAGCAUUUGGAACAAAUUGUGGCAUGGUCUGUUAGAUUUUUUCUCUGGAAAAACUUGCAGAAGUAAAUGCACUGGUUUUCUUGACUUCAGCUGCCACAUACAGUAUAUAUGUAUGAGUUGGAUGGUGAUGUUUGGAUUACUUUUGGCCAUCUUUCCAACAGUGCUUGUACUACUCUGGCUUCUACAUCAAAAAGGACUCUUUGAUCCUCUUUAUGACUGGUGGGAAGAUCAUUUUGUGUCUGACAAGGAGAGAGACGGGGGUAAUCCGAGACAGAAUGUUUAUGCUGGACACCCUCACACUCAUCUGAAUAAGCAUCAUGAGCAGAAGUUAAGGCACCAUAAGCAUGGUACUUAUAAACAAAGAAGCGUUCAUAAUGAGCAUAGACAUAACCAUUCAGGAGGGGAGAAUGAUUACUAUUACUACCUUCAUCAUGUGCACAAGGACAACGGCAAGAAUUGGCAUGGUAAGAAUUCAAGUAUUGAGCGGCAAAUCUACUUGGAUGGAAGGGAGAACAGAAAUAUUGGGAGACAGAGACACAAGAAGCAAAGAAAGAUUUUGAAAGCACAACCAAAAUUGAAUCAGACACAGUGAAGAAGAAUAAGAUAAAUUUAGCUAUUGGAUGGCUCACAUUUUCUGUCAUUCCUUUUGUGCACAUUGUGGGACUUGAACUGAUACUACUGUCUAUGUAGAUUGUUAUACUGUAUUCUUCUCAGAGCAA